UUCCAGUAAGGAUAUUUCGAGUUCAUCACUACAAGAACUAAUGGCGAUAUGACUGACAUGCUCCCCAACGCAGGUCAUAGACUAGAUAAAAGACGGUCAAAGGCUCUACAGAAGUGUGAUCAUCUACCUUCACAAAUAUAGGAAAUCAACUGAGCAAGGCGACCUAAAAUAGUUUUUUUAUUUUGAGAGGAGAGCUUUAAACAUGGUAAGGUUAGGAGACUUCCCGUGGAAUUUUCUUGCUAUCCUCCUCUUUGUGUUACUGGGUCAACACACCUAUGUUCUAUGUAAGUUUGCUUAUUCUUUUACACUGGAUUUUCAUGGCCCGUACGCACCACGUGACACCUAUAAUACAUCAUGUUAUGCUGAGGCAUCUGGUGAGGACAGUGUAUCAGAUGUGGACGUCUAUUUGAGUUUUGGUAGCAUAACUUACUGCAACAACAGCCAAGUGGUACCGGUGGGUAGAAAUCAGAGUUGUUCCGAAGCUACAGUACAGAACAGGACUACUUAUUAUUUUUCACUACCAGACCUCAGAAUUAGUGACAGUGGCACAUACUCGUGUAAAAUUCACAACAAGACAACGGGUGCACUCAAAAUCAGCAUCCACCAGAAUAUAAGUGUUGUUGACCCGUCUAGUAUUACAACUCAAACUCAAGUUCAUGUACCAACAACGCAAGCUGAUGGCACUGGAGGCUCCACGUCAAUUCAUACCCCAACCUUCUCCGUAUUUCUACUUGUGUUAGCAGCUUUAGCAUUUUAUACUGAUAAAUGAAUGUUCCUUUCUACAUCAUCGCAAGAGAAAUCCAACAUGUAAAAACAGAUCAUGCGCUUACCCAUAAGAUGAUUCUGAAAUUAUUUGAGACUGUUCGUUGAAUUUAAUUAUAUUGUUUUAUGCAAACAAAAUUUCGAAAAGUGAUUGAAAUGAAAUAGGUGAAGAUAACGAAGGAUACAAAUCUGUGAAGUUAAAUGUCAUGAUACACUCGACUGUUUCAAGUCAAUGGAGUAGCAAAGAUGGCGCCAAAAAUACAGAGAUGCGGGAAAAAACUUUUUUUUAUAGAGCAAUAGAAUUGGAAAUAGUAAAAUACAUCUUAUUCUUGAAACUUUAAGCUGAAAAUAUUAUUGAUGUUCCUUAAAAAUGUUCUCAUAUAGUUACCUACAUAUUUUUUUACGAAUAAGUUGUCUUAUUCAAGCUUGUAGGUGAGAGUAUAUCCAUGUAAAUUUAUAUACUUCACGCUGUAUAUACAUAUAAUACACUGUAUGUAUGGCAUAUUGAAACAAUGAUGAACAAAUUAUUGCAAGUAAUAGUAAAAAAUCAAUAUUGACUUUCUAAAACACGACAAUUUAUAUACAUGAGAUAUAGAAGUUGUACAUUUCUUUAAAAUUGUAUAAAACACUCGUAAGUUCAUGGUUAAAGG
This is a messenger RNA of Saccostrea echinata, 1412 nucleotides long. RefSeq lists its product as uncharacterized. The record is from RefSeq and is a predicted model, not a curated record. The transcript is spliced from 7 exons. Lineage: Eukaryota; Metazoa; Mollusca; Bivalvia; Ostreida; Ostreidae. The coding region runs from base 203 to 769 and encodes 188 amino acids.